Messenger RNA from Mangifera indica (mango), 1773 nucleotides. RefSeq lists its product as uncharacterized. Bases 41 to 1459 code for a protein of 472 amino acids. The record is from RefSeq and is a predicted model, not a curated record. Lineage: Eukaryota; Viridiplantae; Streptophyta; Magnoliopsida; Sapindales; Anacardiaceae. The transcript is spliced from 3 exons.
CGCUUGUGAAAGAGAAAUAUAUAAAUGUCUCCAGAGUGUAAUGGCGGCAGCUGAAGCUAGGGCUGUGUGGCAGAGGACUGCUAAUCGUUGCUUUGUCCAAGAAGAUGCCAAAAGAGCUCCUAAGUUAGCUUGCUGCCAAUCAUCAUCUUCAUCGACAAAACAGAAUGAUGCAGGAGCUCCAGGUGUAGCAGAUGCGCCCGAUAAUCCUGCUAUAGGUUUCAUGCCUCUGAACAGAAAUUGGUCACAUUCCAAUCUUCCUGAUGAUACAAGAUGGUGGCUUAAGCUGCAACCUAAUUGUGGGUACCAAAAGGGUUUAACAUGUGAGCAAUUGAAUGCCCUGGAGGCCAAGAUGGAAAUCCUGAGAGCUGGCUUGGUCAAACCAUCCUCUAAGGUUAGCGGGGAACACCUAUCAGAUGAAAGAGGUGUUACUCAUGUUUAUAGCAAUAAAAGUAGUGAGGUUCCUCUUGAUGUACAUCAUGGGAUCUCUGCUGUUUGUAUGAUGAAAGAUCACAAAGUUAGAAAACAAGAUAUAGAGGCUUUAGAUUGUAAGACCACCCAAGAAUUUCUUGAACUGAUUGACACAAGGGAAACCUAUGAAUUUGUUGAAAUAGAUUCUGUGGGAUAUCCAACUUCUAAAAAGUCCAAUGAAAGUGAUUUUGAUCCAGAAUCUCCCUGGAUUGGGGAUGGGAAGGGUGAGCCAUGGUGGCGCAGGACAGAUAAAGAUGAUCUGGCCUCCUUGGUUGCACAGAAGUCACUCUGCUACAUGGAGAAUUGCGACCUUCCUCCACCUCAGACGAUGCACAUUAGGAGAAACCCUUUUGCUUGUUCUCCUGAUAUUAAAAAAGUUGAAGCAUCAUCUUUGGAUUGGAAAUGUAAAGCUGAUCUUAUCUCAAAUCCAAUUGUUCGUGAACAGAGCUCUUCUGAUGCGGGAGGGGCCUCAGUUGAAAAAGUGCAAACACCAGUUGUUUCUGAUCAAUCAUUAAGGUAUAGCACAACCAGCAGGGACAUUCCAGAAAUACAUGUUGUUCCUGAGAGUGAUUCUUGCAAAGCUCAGCUUAUGGAAGCACUACGCCAUUCUCAAACACGUGCAAGGGAAGCUGAGAUGGCAGCAAACCAAGCCAAUUCUGAGAAGGAACACAUCCUCAAACUCUUUUUCAGACAAGCCUCGCAGCUUUUUGCAUAUAAGCAGUGGUUCCAACUGCUACAGUUAGAAGCCCUUUACACUCAGAUCAGGAACAGUGACCAGCCAAUCUCCACUCUUUUUCCAGUGGCACUUCCAUGGACAUCCAACAGAGGUAGGAAACUGAGAAAGAGUUGGCAAAAGGCUAAAGGCAAGCGAAGGAAGCAAAACCGACCCAAAAAUGACACAUCAAAGUAUGCUGUUGCUUUUGCUUUGGGGUUGGGUCUUGUUGGUGCUGGAUUGCUAUUGGGAUGGACUGUGGGCUGGAUGUUGUUCUAGACUCCGUAGGUCAUCAUCUAUCAAAUCCCUUCUUCUGUCGAAGAUUCAUUAUCAAAGAGAGGCGUCAGAAUCUAGUUUAUCAGCACUUUAUUAGAUAUCUUAGUCUUGUAUAUGUACUUCCUCAAUUCUCUACUUAUCAUUUACUUUUAUCUAAUUUCUCUUUUCUCUACUCAUCAUUUACUUUUGUCUAAAAAUGUAGAGCUGUCCAUAUGUAUAAAUUGGUUGAACAUGUUCUCAUGCUGCGAUUUCAUUAAAUUUCUCUUUUGUGAUAUGUAUAGAUAUUAUGUAUUUUAGUUUGCAAUUCUAUAUUUCCA